This is a messenger RNA of Guillardia theta CCMP2712, 618 nucleotides long. RefSeq lists its product as hypothetical. Lineage: Eukaryota; Cryptophyceae; Pyrenomonadales; Geminigeraceae. The transcript has 3 exons. The record is from RefSeq and is a predicted model, not a curated record. Bases 1 to 618 code for a protein of 205 amino acids.
AUGAAGCAGCUACAGCACGGACCCCAUUACUUCUUGCGCCCUUUUCCUGCUGCUCCCCGCAAGGCCCCAGAGACGGUCGUCAUUCACUCCAGGACCAAGAGCGGGCUCAUCCGCAGAGACAAGGCUGUCACGGUGAGUCUGGAGCGGCUCAAGGGUCUCUUCGGCUCGAGCCAGGAAAGCGCCGCACAGUCGCUGGGGGUGUCGCUGACGAGCUUCAAAGGCGCCUGCAGGAAGCUUGGCCUUGACCGAUGGCCUUACACGAGGGGCAAGCAGCGGCCUCCAAACAGCCCCCCGCGCAGCUCGACUGCCUCGCCCAUAGUAAGCGACGGCCCUGCUGCACGUGUAGACACACACGACGCGGGAGCCGACGAGCAAGCGGAGGAUGCCGAGGCCUCCAUGCCGUCUCACGGCUUGACGACCUGCUCAUACGACUUGACGACCUUGCUCGAGGGCAGCCAUCUCAUGACGGGGUCCAGGAGAUCGACGGGAGAGCAGAGCGCCGGAGCAACCAGGCAGGCUGAGGAGGCGGGAGGGACAGAAGGCUUGUCAGCUUUAGAUCUUGAGUGGAUACAGGAGUAUAUGGCGGCCGACAUGGAUUGCGAGGAGGGAGCAAUCUGA